Messenger RNA from Diplodia corticola, 546 nucleotides. RefSeq names its product translation machinery-associated protein. The coding region runs from base 1 to 546 and encodes 181 amino acids. Lineage: Eukaryota; Fungi; Ascomycota; Dothideomycetes; Botryosphaeriales; Botryosphaeriaceae. The transcript has 2 exons. The record is from RefSeq and is a predicted model, not a curated record. Gene Ontology annotation, cellular component: nucleus.
AUGCCGAAAUCCCUCUCCAAAGUCACCAAGCAAAUCUCCAAAAAGCGCGGCAGCAAGUCCUCCGCCCUGCACGAAUUCUCCCGCGACUCUCGACGCCUGCAAGCCGCCGGCCUGCGCGACGAGAAGAUCCUCCGGUCCGCCACCCAGCGCAGCAAGCAGAACCAGCCCACCCUCCAACGCGUCCACCACUUCCAACUCCUCGCCCAGUCCCCCGAAGCCCCCGAAACCUUCGACGCCUCCUCCCUGCAGUCCGCCAUCCUCGCCUACCUCGCGCGCGCCGACGACGAGCUGGCGGCGCUCAAGGCCGCGCGGCGCCCGGGCCGCCCGCCCGCCCCGCGCGAGCAGCUGCUCGAGCAGCGCGUCGCGGCCGAGCGCAAGGAGUUCGACGGCGGCUUCUACUGCCCGGACCUGCGCGACGCGGCGACGGUGGAGCGGCUGCGCGCCUGGGACGGCGAGUGGGUGGGCUGCAACGCGUUGAAGUUUGCGCGCGUGACCAAGGCCGGCGAGGUGCGGGAGAGCGUGUGGCCGCCGAACGGAUUGAGUUGA